Molecule: messenger RNA, 1137 nt
Organism: Aspergillus sclerotioniger CBS 115572
Lineage: Eukaryota; Fungi; Ascomycota; Eurotiomycetes; Eurotiales; Aspergillaceae
Product: glutathione-independent formaldehyde dehydrogenase
Exons: 2
Coding region: 1-1137 (378 amino acids)
Molecular function (GO): oxidoreductase activity; zinc ion binding
Source: RefSeq, a predicted model, not a curated record
AUGCCACUCAAUUCAACCCUCACUGCUACAAUGCGAGCAGUGGCUUGGUUCGGACAACCCUACAACGUGUCCGUGAUCGACAUGCCAGUCCCAAGCAUCGUUAACCAAACAGAUGCAAUCGUUCGAGUCACCACCUCGGCCAUCUGUGGCUCCGACCUCCAUUUUUACCACGGCUUUGCUGGCGCUUCCGAUGUCCCAUGGGGCCUGGGCCACGAGGCCGUUGGCUAUAUCUCGGAGGUAGGCAGCGCAGUAUCCUCUCUUCAGGUCGGUGACUAUGUCAUAAUCCCGGACAACGCCCACGACGGUCAUCAUGGCCAACAGCAUCCGCUGUCUUUCGGCACCGGUUCUCCUGACUAUGGUGGUCUGCAAGCCGAAUACGCCCGUGUUCCUUUCGCAGAUAUGAGCCUCAUCCCAGUUCCCCUAACCAACACUUCCGUAAACACGACCCAAGAACUCGACUACUUGAUGAUCUCCGAUAUCUUCUCCACCGGCUGGCAAGCCCUAAGCUACAGCGGCUUCGAACCCGGCGACACCGUCGCCAUUUUCGGCGCCGGACCAGUAGGCCUAAUGGCUGCAUACUCUGCCAUCCUCCGCGGUGCUUCCCGGGUUUACUCCGUUGACCAGGUCCCCGAUCGCCUCGCCUUGGCAUCUUCCAUCGGAGCCGUACCCAUCCAAUUCAAUAGUUCUGAUCCCGUGGAACAGAUCCUAGCCCUUGAACCUAACGGGGUAACCCGGGCAUUGGACUGUGUUGGAUUCGAGGCUGUUAACGCCACGGGACAACGAGAGGAUGGAAUCGUUCCUCGGAACCUCCUUGCAGUCACCGCCGACCAAGGAGGAAUUGCCAUCGCGGGUGUCUACUUCGGCGGACAGAAUAGCACCCGGGGCGCUCCCUUUGCCGAUCAGAUCCCCGCUCAGGUUCCUUUCUCUGUUGCAAACCUGUGGGGAAAGGCUCUCACUGUGGGAAGCGGGAUUGUGUUGCCGUUGGAACAUGCGCAGCCGCUUGUGGAUCUGGUUGCUGCUGGGCGAGCCUCUCCGAGCUUUGUGGUCAGCUCGGUGAUUGAUAUUGAACAGGCGCCGGAGUAUUAUAGACGGUAUAGUGAUCAUCGGGAGCACAAGGUUGUUAUUCGGUUUCCUUGA